Molecule: messenger RNA, 1515 nt
Organism: Ictalurus punctatus (channel catfish)
Lineage: Eukaryota; Metazoa; Chordata; Actinopteri; Siluriformes; Ictaluridae
Gene: mterf2
Product: mitochondrial transcription termination factor 2
Exons: 2
Coding region: 176-1294 (372 amino acids)
Biological process (GO): regulation of DNA-templated transcription; termination of mitochondrial transcription
Cellular component (GO): mitochondrial matrix
Molecular function (GO): double-stranded DNA binding
Source: RefSeq, a predicted model, not a curated record
GGGGCAGACGUGCACCAUCAUAUCAUCGCGGUCACAAAAACGGGAAAAACAGAACAACAAUGUUCCUUUCCUCAACAGCUGUCUGGUGUAAAAUCUGUUAAUGAUACCUGGCAAAUGUUUUAUUCACAAAUGCACAUUUUAGGGUAGCAAAAACACAUCUGUGACAUGUGCAGACAUGCUGCGCUCUUUCACAGUGUCCCUGAUGUUUUCCUGGCGGGUCCAACUGCUCCCCAGCAUGCAUUGCUCGUCCAUCAGGCAGCCUGAGAACACAUCUGCUGUUGAUGCACUUUGCAACCUGUCAGUCAACAUCUCAAAGAUCCGUAAGCUCAAGGGCUGGGUGUUGUACCAAAGCCCAGUUUAUGUGACGGAGACUGUGACAAUGCUGAGAACCUUGGGAGCCAAAGACCCGCUGAUCGCGCAAGUGCUUGAACACCACCCAGAGGCAAUCCUCUGCCCACCUGAACAUUUGGAGAUUCAAAAGGAACUGUGGAUGUCCAUCUGUGCCAGCCACAGUGAUCUAGUUGGGAUCAUUGAAAAGUUCCCAGCCUCAUUUUUUACCACACCAUGCCAUAUUGACCACCAAAAGGCCAACAUUGUGCUCUUCCAGAACCUGGGCCUUAAUAAACAUGUCAUUGCUAAGCUGAUGGCGAGCGCCCCGCAGAACUUCAGAAGACCUGCUGAGCAGAACAAGGAGAUGGUCCAUGCCCUUCAAAAUGCAUACUUGGAUCUAGGAGGAAAUGAGACCAAUAUGAAGGUCUGGGUGCAGAAGCUGCUCAUUCAGAACCCGUACGUGCUCAUGAAGUCUCCAGAAACCAUAGGAAAUAACCUCAAGUUCCUGCAAGAACGGGGCUUCACGAGCAGUGAGCUCCUUCAGCUUCUCUCCAAACUUAAAGGCUUUGUCACAGAGCUUCACCCAGAAUCAAUGGGUUUUACUUUGUGUUACUUGCUGGAAACGCUGUCCUGCAGUGACGCCGACCUUCAACAGGUCAUCCUGCAGUGCCCAGCAUUGCUGUACUACUCUGCACACAUUUUGACAGGCAGAUUCAAAUGCCUACUCAGUGCUGGAAUUAGCCAGCAGCAGAUAAUGCAGACACCCACAGUCCUGGAACUGACCACACAAAUUGUUCAGUAUCGCAUUCAGAAGCUGCAUUCUUAUGGUCAUGAUAUUAAGACAGGGAGCCUGGAGCUCCUCAAUGGCACUAAGAAAGACUUUGAAAUGAGCUGUGGAAAAUUGCUUCUGAGGCAAGAGCGUCCGCUCUUUAACCCAGUAGCACCUCUAAGGACAGACGAGUGAGAUUGCCUGUUGUGAAAAGGUGCUAUGAGCUUCUUUCUAAUCAGUAGAAUCUCAAGGUUAACUCCAUUUAUUAUCCUGCAUCUGCUGCUGAAUAACUGCUAUAUAUGUGUAAUUACAGAGAUUAUGAAUCAAUAAUUAUGAGUCCUUAAAUCUGUGUUUUAAAAAAGUAAUAUACAGAUAUCAAUAAAUGGACCUUUGUGUCAUGGGUAGGUAGAAUCUGA